This is a messenger RNA of Photinus pyralis (common eastern firefly), 2071 nucleotides long. RefSeq lists its product as uncharacterized. NCBI's taxonomy places the organism in Eukaryota, Metazoa, Arthropoda, Insecta, Coleoptera, Lampyridae. The record is from RefSeq and is a predicted model, not a curated record. The annotation marks the transcript as partial. The transcript has 3 exons. Gene Ontology annotation, molecular function: catalytic activity.
AUGCCACCUCUUCCGCUGUUCGCUUAUCGGCAGCAGCCUGCAACUGUCUCAAGAGCCAUAUAUCGGCCGACGAAAGGCAGUGGUACUCGAUUUUUAGCAGCCAUUGAGACGUCAUUAGCUGAUAUGUCUGUGGAGUCCGAUCAGUUAUUUUGUCUUGGAGAUUUUAACCUUAAUUACUUGGAUUAUUCUAAUUAUCUUAGCAUGAACCUGUUUUCUAUACUGCGUUCGUUAAAUCUCAAGCAGGUAGUAACUGAACCUACUCGAAUUACGGCUAAUAGCGCCACUCUUAUUGAUCUUGUCAUUACUGAUAAUGAUUGUGAUGUUCUGAGCACUCAGGUUGUUGAUAUGCAUACUCUUACUGAUCAUUUGUUAGUGGUUUGUCGAAUUAACCUAAUGUGCAGCACCCCACCAGCAUUGGAAAGAACAUAUCGAGAUUUUAAGCACUUUUACUAUCAGUUAUUUGACCGCGACUUAAGAGCUGUCAAUUGGAACACAAUUUACAAUCUUCCUAGCAUAGAUGAUAAAGUGGAAUUUCUUACUGUAAAUAUUAUACAUUUACUAGAUGUUCAUGCUCCAGUGAAAACAUCAAAAUUUAUAAAACCAUUCGCUCCUUGGUUGACGGAUACCUUGAGGAUUAUGAUGUCAUUAAGAAAUAAAGCACUUCAACGCUUUAAACACAGUGGAUGUCCUAGUCAUUGGGAUUAUUAUAAAACCCUGCGUAACCUAACAAACACUGCAGUUAAAGCUGAGAAGAAGGCGUAUUUGGAAUUUACGUUUAAGACCAAAUCCCCAAAGACUGUAUGGCACUCGUUGAGGAAAAUGAAUAUUUGCGGUUCUUCUAGUAAUAUAUCAAUUCCACCUAAUUUGAACGACGUUAAUAAGAUUAAUGAAUACUUCGUAGAAUCGGUGAGGAGCGCAUAUGAUAAUAUUGAUAUCAUAAACAAAUAUGCCAAUAACUGCUACCACAAGGACUCUACAAGGUUUUGCUUUACUUUAGUUGAUGAGGUGAUAAUUGCUAAGAUCUUAAGUAAAAUGUCGUCCAAAUCAAGUGGCUGUGAUGAUUUACGACCAAUUACAAUAUUGCCUGCAUUGUCAAAAGUCUUAGAGAAGGUACUAGAAUACCAGUUACGGCAGUUUUUAAGUAAACAUAGCAUAUUGCCAUUGACUCAGUCAGGUUUUCGAGCGGGAUAUAGUUGUGCAACCGCACUAUGUAGUAUAGUUGAUGAUAUCGUUACCGAAACUGAUUGUGGAAAAAUCACUAUUCUGGUUCUACUUGAUUAUUCUAAGGCAUUUGACAUGUUAAGCCAUCAAGUGCUCAAUGCAAUAUUGAAAUUCAUCGGACUGGAUUAUAAUGCUUUAAAGCUUAUACGUAAUUACCUGAGUGAUAGAUGCCGAAGAGUAACUCUAAAUGGAGUGAACUCAGAGCUUACGACUGUGUCUAGAGGUGUUCCGCAAGGUUCCAUAUUAGGACCCUUGUUAUACACAGUUUAUACAUUUAAUUUAUUGACAGGACUAAAUCACUGUAAAUACCAUCUCUAUGCGGACGAUACCCAGUUGUAUUACUCUUUUACAAGAACUGAACUUGAAUCCUCUUUGGCAUGUAUCAAUGAAGAUCUAGAAAAUGUACACAAGGCAUCGGAAGAACAUUCGUUAAUAGUUAACCCUGCAAAAUCGUAUUUUAUAGUGUUCGGUGAUGACAACAUUGGCAUACACAAUAAAAUUGCAUUAAAAAUUGGCAAUGACUCAAUUCCAUCGGUGAAGUGUGUAAAAAAUGUUGGUGUGCUUAUUGAUUGUAAAUUGAGAUUUACCCAACACAUCGACAACCUUAUUGCUUCGGCUUACGGUCAAUUGAGGAGUCUUUACUCAAGUCGUCAUAUUCUUGGUACCAAACACAAGGCUGUUCUCUGUGACUCGUUGGUUCUGUCGCGAUUUAACUAUUGCGAUGUUUUGUAUGGUCCAUGUUUGUUAGCUAAAGACCGUGACAGAAUUCAGCGAGUACAGAACUCGUGCUUACGUUUCGUGUUCGGUAUCAGGAAAUAUGACAGAAUUUCGCACACCUUACCUCGACUUG